Molecule: messenger RNA, 342 nt
Organism: Sphenostylis stenocarpa
Lineage: Eukaryota; Viridiplantae; Streptophyta; Magnoliopsida; Fabales; Fabaceae
Source: the annotation of a GenBank genome assembly
AUGGCGUCGUUCGAUGAGGCUCCUCCCGGCGAUAUCAAGUCCGGCGACAAGAUCUUCAGGACUAAAUGCGCUCAGUGCCACACCGUCGAGAAAGGUGCCGGUCACAAGCAAGGUCCCAAUCUGAAUGGAUUGUUUGGAAGGCAAUCAGGCACAACUCCCGGAUAUUCCUACUCUUCAGCUAACAAGAGCAUGGCUGUGAUUUGGGAAGAAAAGACACUGUACGAUUACUUGCUUAACCCCAAAAAGUAUAUUCCAGGGACUAAGAUGGUGUUUCCUGGUCUCAAGAAGCCCCAGGAACGUGCUGAUCUUAUUGCUUAUCUGAAAGAAUCCACUGCCCAGUGA